Pseudo-nitzschia multistriata is the source of this 2615-nucleotide messenger RNA. NCBI's taxonomy places the organism in Eukaryota, Bacillariophyta, Bacillariophyceae, Bacillariales, Bacillariaceae. The record is from the annotation of a GenBank genome assembly.
GACCAUACCGUAGUACCGUACGGUACAGGCCUUUUCUAUUCUAUCUAUUGGACGAAGUACGAGUUACGAGUACAUGUACAAUUAUGUCCUCGUACCGUUCGUGCGCACGUACCUCAUUCUUUCUKCGGGACUGUGGAACAGAGGGAUGAUGUCAUUAUGACGAGGUGGUGAUCUGCCAAGCAGAACUUGUUCACUACCUCCGCUACACCAGAUAAAGAGCUCUCAAUUAAAGGAGUUUGCGUCUGCGCAACAGAUGCCUUGGGGUUUGAUACUGGUAGAGAAAAUCCAGAUAAAUAUUGAGAAGAAUGCGAAGAACAUGAGGUGAUGGAAUGAAUAAUCCUUUAAAUUACUCACACAGAAUACAUCAUAGAGACAGACCUUCAUUAACGGUCACACUACCGGUAGGUAAUAUGUUCAAGGCAUGAUAUCGUACGCGUUGGAACGGAAUCGAAACCAUACGGUAGUUGACUGAUUUUUCACUCAUCGGGCCCGCGUUUUGAACGGUAUCCUUUGAAUCUCAAGAUGAACUAAAUUCGUCUCUCUCUCCACGCUUGACUCCUCUUCUCGAUUCGACUUUUUUGUCUCAUUAGACCGGAUCCUGGGACGACGGCUAAUCGUGUUGCCGUUCGUUCUCAUCUCUCAAGCAAUACCAUACCAUGUCAUGUCAUGCUAUGCUAUAAUCCGAAUCAACCGAAACGAGAUGAAAGAUGUAAUCAACUGAACGAACGGCUAUCCUUGCGGAAUUGAUUGGAAAGGUAAACCAAAAUAAUCAGAAGAAACCCCCUGCUACAGCAUUAACGGCAGGGAUUAAAACCAGCACAACAAGAAUAAUCACCAAUAUUACACAAUCGAAGCUAUCAUCGAUGCAAUAGCCCGAUCUCCGUACCACAGUCUGACUCCAUCAAGACUUUCGUCGUAUACAGCCGUAUCAUUCCACAGGAUAUCGACGUCUCGCGCCCUAAGCAAAGAAAACAAGAAAUCGGAAUUUGCAUGAGAUACCACCAGAAACGACACGUGACAAUGAAYGAUGUAUACCCAAUAACCCGUCCCCGACUACAACCAAUACACACACAACGUCCCUAACCCCCCACCCCCGAACUUGUACAUACUGUACACCACAUUUUCUACCAACUCUUAUCCAAAAUCCUCGGACGCGUCCGUUUCAAGCACAAAAGAAAGCCAAGAUCUACUCUUACUAUCAUCAUUGCCAGCUUGCUUUUGAUUGCUUGACUGCCUGGACCAAAACAGAACUGCUACCUAUCUACACWACUUCGAAGAUCGAAAGAGGAGCGAAGUACCCGCUUCCUGUACAUACCUGCCUUAAUAGACUCUUCUUUCGUCACUGGCGACACUCUAUGUAUCCACCCGAUCAGUCGAUGACGGCCAGCGCUGCUUCUUUUUGCCCCCGCAAUUUGAAUUACGCCACCUCGACUCACUUCAUUACAUUCCACCCGAAUGCUUUUUCUUUAAUCCAAAUGGAAAAUAAUCUGUACAUACCAAGCUCGCCAAGUGGGUCGGGCCGGGUCAAGACUGGACCUGGCCCUAUCCGAACAUUUCCAUUUGUUUCAUUACCUUACUUUCUUUCCUCUGCACCUCUCCACAGCAUUCCUGUUGCCAGUGGGAAAACACCGAGAUGUUGGAAAUCCUGAUCUAUUCGUCAAAUCGACUGAUUUGAUUCAAUUGAUCUUAUCCCUGCCGGUUUGUAAUUUUUCGACCCACCAACAGACCAGGGAUUCUGCGACAACGACAGAUAUGGCACAACACACAACACGAAAUGACGCAAACCUUGCGACCCACAAGAACACAGCUAUAUUCUGCCAACAGCGAAGAAAGACAGUCAUGCACACACACACAUUACUUGUACAAACAUGUACACACAGACGCUCACGAGGUUGUUUACAAAUACUGCCCAACUCAUUGCACAUAAGGGACAGCACAGCACAACCGACGUCACAUUGUAUUAUAAAUGCACUGACUGUUACCGACUCCUUGUCACACUCUAUUACUUUUUUGAUACGAAUGCUAACUAAUAAGUUAGACACAAACGAUAGUAUUUCAAAGCAUCGGAAAAAAAAUUGAAAGUGCAUCUUUGCAUCACAGGAAUGUCGUUAUGAUUCGAUCCAUCAAAUUCAACGGAAUGUCGUCCCUAUCGAGUUCCGUUACAGUGUGUUCGGCCCAAUCCUCGACGAAGGACAAUUCUUUCGAUAGACCCGAGUUCGCUUUCACACCGAAAAUGUUCUUCUUGCCGUUUCCAGUCACGAAACUCAGCUUUUCCUUCCGGCGAUCGUCGUUCUUGGCGUCCACCCAGGUACGGACCAGGUGACCAACCGCCUUGGGGGCUUCGUGGUUUGGGCAGUGCCCCGCGUUUGUGAUUUGCACGUACCUAUGGACCGAUUUUUGUCGUGGAUUGUUGCUGCUGCCUGGCCGCUCUUCGAGAGCCCUCAGCAUGUUCCUGGCAAAGGCUGGUUUGCACCACGGAUCGUCUUGGCCAAAGACCAAAAAGACAUCCAUACCGGACGGGAUUCUUCGCAAGCAAUCGCCAAAGUCGGUGCUUCCUUCGCUCUGUAGGGGUGGGGACCACAUGAUGCUGGCAAAGGCCGCGUGGCCUCCGUUUC